GGAAUUGGGGCACAUGUCCGGCUCUUUCGUCGACUGUAUGCCAACCUAAUUUUGAGUGCCCCUGCUUUUCUGAAUGACACGUUACCUGCCUGCGUUCUCACACAUGAUCAAAUUGCCGCAAUAUGCCUCACGUUUCUUAGCUGCUCUCAAAUACCGCCAUUGUUGCCCUGCAGUUUCUAUACUCUUUUAAAUCCCCCCAUUAUCUUAAUUAUUUGCAGAGAAAUUCAUUACAGUAGAUCAGAUCUGUUUCGGUAAGAGAUGUCUGAACCUCAGCUGGUCACAAUCGACUUCUUAGGAAUUGGUAGGGAUGGCAGUGCCACAGAGAAUACCAGUUCUGACAUGGAUUGUCAGCGACAAGUUCUGAAAAGGCGAGGAAUACAGUCUUGCCUGGGAAAGAUUAAACCUCAUAUGCUGCAACAGGUGCUCUCUGAUGGAUAUUUGAGCAAUCUAGAGCAUUCUCACAGAGAAGAUUCUGAAGAUUUAAAGACUAUGGAAUUGUUUCCUCAACACGCCACAGGAUUUCGAUCGGAUAGUGAGGACAGGCAACUGCUUUUCCUCGAUUCAGAAACCAGCUCUUCUGAAGCUGCCGCUGCAUUUGAUGAAUCCAAACCCCCUGCGAAACCCUCAUCUUCUCAACUAAUGCUUUUCUACAAUGGAGCAGUAUAUUUCUACGGCAACGUUUCUUCUGAUAAAGCAAAGGAUAUUAUGUCCAUGGCUGCCGGUAACGGAAAUACUGCAAAUACUUCAAAUUGUGAAGCUUUAUCAAAGGGAUUAAAAGAAAGUGUUUCCGAUCUAGAAGGAUCUGCAAACGGUGCAAAGGAAAGACAUCCUCUCGGCAUAUCACAUUGGAAACUUCCAAUAGCGAAGAAAAAAUCGCUUCAACGCUUUCUCCAGAAACGGAAGGCCGGCUAGCUUGAGCUUCUUGUUUCAUUUGCAAUGGAGAUUGACAGGGGAACAAAGUGAACAUUUUGAACAGUAAAUUUGACGAAUUUGUACUCUGUUUGCGCGGAUUUAAGGGAUUAUUUCCCUGUGAGAGCUCAUCAAAGUAACGCUGCACAAUUGUAUAUUUGUUAGCGGAAAGCUGUUUCCGUUUGCCAGUCGGAUGGUGAAAAGCUGUUUUCUUCGUUUGGAAACCACUUUCGCGAACCGGAGAGCAUCCGGUGAGAAAGAUUCCCACAUGUUUUGACCUGUUCUUCUCUCUCUUAUGAUCUGUCGGAAGAAAGAAGAACAACUGUAACAGAUCAAAUCAUCUUCCGACGGCGGAAUUUUAAUUUGUAUAGAAUUUGACGGGGAAAUUUAAUUUGUAUUGUAUUUGACUCCUAAUCGAAAAUUUUGAUGUUUGUUUGGCUAUAA
Molecule: messenger RNA, 1353 nt
Organism: Cryptomeria japonica (Japanese cedar)
Lineage: Eukaryota; Viridiplantae; Streptophyta; Pinopsida; Cupressales; Cupressaceae
Product: protein TIFY 10a
Exons: 4
Coding region: 259-912 (217 amino acids)
Biological process (GO): regulation of defense response; regulation of jasmonic acid mediated signaling pathway; response to wounding
Cellular component (GO): nucleus
Source: RefSeq, a predicted model, not a curated record